AUGGCAGGUUGGAAAGGCAGCAAGAAAUCGUAUCUACAACAGGAGCUGGCGGCAGCGGAACGCCAAGUGAGCGAGUUGAAGUUGCAGGAAAGCCAUCUGGAACUCCAGGUGGAGGAAUUUCAGGCACAAGAAGCGUCCGAGGAACAAGAACUGAUCAAAGUGAACGAAGCGGUGCUGCGUGGUGAAGAACUGCUGGCAGAAACAGAGGAAGCGGCGGAGCCCCGCGUUGACAGCAGCGAAUUUGCCCAGUGGCUCCGGGCCAGGAAAGACGAGGUAGAUGCCAUCUCCAGAACCUGCAAUCCAAGACGUCCAAUGCUUCUGCUGGAGGUUUGGAUGUCGGAGCAAGGGACUUGGAAGUUCCUAGGUGAGCAAUGGCUGCCGUAUGCAGAGGCGCGGCCACAAGCCACUUGGACUCUUCCACUGGAGCAUUUAGCCGCGAGUCGACCUUCGCCAGCCAAGCACAAGGGCGACGGCUCCGAAUUGAGUGGCAAGUGGUAUCUUCAUCUCAGCGGUUCGCGAUUGACACGGACUCCAGACUUUGCGCCAGAGGUGGUGGAAGAUUGUCAUUACACCAUGGGUUUUGAGGACUUUAUCUUCCAACUACACCAUUUAUCCAUGGCAAAUCGUGGAUUUGGAAGCAGCAAAGAGUCGACAGAGUCGACAGAGUCCGGAGAAGUCACGGUGUAUGCCUGGCUUUGGGGCGGACAGAUGUUCCUGGCACAGCCACCAGCCAGUGACUCCACCUGGAAUAAGAUCUUCGAAAGUUGCACCGUGUGUCUUGGUCAUGGCAGCCAUGGCAGCCAUGGCAGCUAUGGCCGUGGUGGAAAGGACUACAGUGACUACUGUACAACCAAAUUUGCUGAUCGCUUUUCAAUUGGCUUGAAACUUCACCCACUGUACAGCGAUCCCCUGCAUAGUGAAGAUGUUCAUCCGCCCUUGUCGAAUGACGAUCUUUCUGGCCAAAUGCCGGGUGUCUCUAUGGCCUCCGAAAUGGUAAGUUUUCGAAGAUCCACCUAUGAUCCAUCCCCCAUCCUGACCACGGAUGGCAGAGCCAUGGUUUUUGUGGACUUUUCGGACACUGAAUUCCAUGAUGUUUCAGCCAAGCUUCAAAUUCGACUCUGUAUAUGUCCUUGUAGCUCAGGGCAAGUUUUGCAAGCCGUGGCUUUACAGGCCGUCCCAUGUGACACUGUGGGUGAAAAGCAUCUUACAUGGACAUGGUCAGCCAACUCCACCAAGCUGCGCUCCUUUGAAAUUGAAAGACUGCUCACAGUGGAGCUUCGAAUUCCACGCACCAAACAGGAGAUUGGAACGACUGGAACGACUGGAACCAGCACCAUUUCCACUGCUGGAACUGCGGAGCCUCCCAUGGUGCCUGGUGCCAGCUCUCUGUUUCCGAGCCAUGCCCAUCCCGAUGCGCGGCUGUACGCGCCCCAACUGUGGCUCCGAGCUGCCGUCUUCCAAGCGGGUGAAGCCAUCGCAAAGAUCGAUGAAGAACUGCUGCUGCCGGUGACCAUUGCACGAUUUCUGCAACCUUUGAACUGCGGAGAGCAGCAAUUGCAGGAGUAUUGGGAAGAAGCUCGUGAGUCGAUGCAGACUCUGGACAUUCCUUCAAAGCUUGAAUCGCUGAAGUGGUGUGGAAUUCGGCAGGUUGAAGCAACCAUUUCCUGCGGUGUUUUUCUUCGGCAGCCGGAAGUGCUGCCGCCUCCCCCCAGAUGCGGUAGCGGAGCUGCUGCUACCUUGAUGGGGGCCUUACUUCCAUGUCCUGGCUCCACAGUCUGCCACAUGUCUGAAGAUUCUGAAGUUGAGACCAGGAAACCAGCCUUGAAAGUUUUGUGCUGGACCAUGUUUGCUUCACUGGUUGAAGUCGGUUGA
Cladocopium goreaui is the source of this 1872-nucleotide messenger RNA. The record is from the annotation of a GenBank genome assembly. NCBI's taxonomy places the organism in Eukaryota, Dinophyceae, Suessiales, Symbiodiniaceae.